Messenger RNA from Hordeum vulgare subsp. vulgare (domesticated barley), 702 nucleotides. RefSeq lists its product as uncharacterized. Lineage: Eukaryota; Viridiplantae; Streptophyta; Magnoliopsida; Poales; Poaceae. Bases 264 to 473 code for a protein of 69 amino acids. The record is from RefSeq and is a predicted model, not a curated record. The transcript is spliced from 2 exons.
GGAAAAGCAGCACGGCGAGGAAAACUCGAGAGCUUUCCGAAUCCUUCCUUGUAUGCCAUCAACGGCCGCCGCGGCGCCGCUGGUUUUCUUUCUUCUCGCCCAAGCCGCCGCCGGCACACCAAACCGGCAGCUGCUUGGUCGCCGGGGCCGACGACCCUGGAAUAAAUUACGAAGCAGCGCCGCGGUCUCCAGGUAGUAACAGCUUCCUGCGAGCCACAUCUCCCCCGCGUGCUGUUGGUUGGAUUGGAUUGGAUCGGAUCGGCAUGGAGAAGGAAGCCAAGACGCCGCGGCCGGUUUGCGCGCAGGAGGCGCUGGCGCUGCUAAACUGCGCCGCGGAAAACCCCUACGACCGCGACAAGUGCCUCUCCCUCCUCGAGGCGCUCCGGGGGUGCAUCGCCCAAAAGAAAGUGAAGAAAUUUUCGUUGGCUGAAGCAGGCUCCACCGGCGCCACGGAAGCUCCAAAAGGCAAAUAGAAGCCUGUGAUGUUUCAGUGCCACUUACAUAACAUGUUCUAGGCCAUACCGGUUUAGUGUUGGAUCUGUCGUUUGAAGGUUCAUUCCAGAUUUAGAUUUCUAAACCCUGCCCCCCUCCCCCCAACAAUAAAAUCCAAUAUGUUUUAUUGUCCAGUUGUCGACUGGAGAUUAUAUGUAAUUUUUGCAUUUGAGCAGACAAGGAUGAAUGUAGUAUCGCCAGAUUUGCUGC